Molecule: messenger RNA, 934 nt
Organism: Erinaceus europaeus (western European hedgehog)
Lineage: Eukaryota; Metazoa; Chordata; Mammalia; Eulipotyphla; Erinaceidae
Gene: IZUMO4
Product: IZUMO family member 4
Exons: 10
Coding region: 211-867 (218 amino acids)
Cellular component (GO): nucleus
Source: RefSeq, a predicted model, not a curated record
GCAUCACUUCCGGCUUAGGCCCCGCCCCGAGGCUCUGGGGGACGGCCACACGCUGCGGGGCGGUCGCCUGGCAACAGGCCCCGAUGGACGCCAUUGGAUGGCUGGGCCCCCCGCGCGUCGUGGGCGGGGCCAACGGUGAGGCGGGUCGGUUAUGGGCGCGGGGCGGCCGGGGCCGCCGUUGGUUGGCCGCUGCGCGCAGGGGGCGGGGCCAUGUCCCCGCUGCUGUGGCUGGGGCUGUCGGCCGCGCUGGCCCGGGGCUGCCUGCAUUGCCACGGCAACUUCUCGGACAAGUUCUCCUUCUACCGCCACCACGUCAACCUCAAGUCCUGGUGGGUGGGCGACAUCCCGGUGUCGGGCUCGCUGCUCAGCGACUGGAGCCAGGACACCAUGAGGGAGCUGCACCUCGCCAUCCCCGCCGAGAUCACCCGGGAGAAGCUGAACCAGGUGGCUGACAGCAUCUACCAGAAGAUGGACCAGCUGUACCAGGGGAAGAUGUACUUCCCGGGCUACUUCCCCAACGAGCUGCGCUCCAUAUUCCGGGAGCAGGUGCACCUCCUCCAGAACGCCAUCAUCCAAAGCCGCAUCGACUGCCAGCGGCACUGCGGGAUCUUCCAGUAUGAGACCAUCUCCUGCAGCAACUGCACGGACUCGCACGUCGUCUGCUUCGGCUACAACUGCGAAUCCUCCUCACAGUGGGAGAAGGCUGUCCAGGGCCUCCUGCAGUACAUAACCAAGUGGAACAACGAGGACAGCAGCACCAGGACCACGCCAGCCUUCCUGGUCUCCCCGAGCUUCACCUGCCUGGAGCCCCCCCACCUGGCCAACCUGACCCUGGAGAACGCGUCCGAGUGCCUGAUGCAGCACUGAGGGGCCGACCCGCACGGGGUCCCGCUGGCUCUGGGGCCACGUGCUAAUAAAGUUUUCAGGUUUUGCA